AUGAACCUCACGACUCGUGCACAGGCAAAAUCGCUGUCAAAGUCGCAAUCACCCGGAGAAGACCCCAGGGCGAGGACGCCUAAAAGCCAGAAGGAUAAUUCGCCCCGCCCCUCCAGCGCAAAUCGCAAGAAAUCCUCCGAGAUCGCAGAUACAAAAGCAAAGAGGACGCGUACAGGCUGUCUUACUUGUCGCGAAAGGCACUUGAAGUGCGAUGAGGCCUUGGGUCGAUGCUUAAAUUGUCGCAAGUCGGAUAGGAUAUGCCGGCGCGGCGUUCGGUUGAAUUUCAUUGAUAUCCAGACGGUUGAACCUCCGCAUAUUAUCACGCGUGCGCAUGGCGCAAAGCUAACUUUUCGUGAUGACUCGCGCAUUAUCGCAUCUGAGUAUGUUGGAGGCUUUGAACGAUACCCCCCACCGCAACCAGACAGUCCCAUUCAAGAGAGACGACAGAUCCAGCAGGAAGCCUUGAAUUUGAUUGGGUCCGAUCAGUUGGCGAGUCUUUUCCAAUCGGUCGCGCAUUCGUUUGAUCCAUCUGGAUUCGAUAUUCCGCAUUCUGCAACAACGGAUUUCCUGUUGGGGCCGGAUACGUGGCAUGAUGCUCAUCUUGUGCCUGGUGACGAACUGCUUCCUCAUGGGACUUCACAUUUCGCUCAAAAAUUGGCAAUGAAACAUUAUAGCUCUGCAUCGCUCACUGAUCCAGAGCAAAGUUUCCUUUUACAAUUGUUUGUGGAAGAGGUCGGCCCGUGGAUAGACUCGAUGGAUUCAAUGAGACAUUUUACACAAGUUCUCCCAUUGCUUGCCAUUGACGAGCCUAUGCUGCUUAAGGCGCUUGUGGCUUGUGGCGCUCGGCAGGCUUUUCGUAUGGACCCCUCUUACGGGGCGGAAAAGGUACUCCAUCACUACGAAGCGGCCAAUCAUGAUCUAUUGUAUGCGGUCCAAGACCCGAAUCGUGAUUCGGUCUUAUGUGCGACAGCUGCACUAGUUCUUGGUAUUUAUGAAAUGAUGUCUUCACAGCCGCUCACAAAGCAUACUUCCGGGUCGAGGGCCUUGAUACGCGAAUGUGGGUGGACGGCGAAGACACCUAGUCUAGGCGGAUCCUGUUUCUGGAUUAGUGUGAGCAUGGAAGUCCUUCAUUGUCUAAACUAUAUAUGCCCCCUGUCUUGGAACCCCGAUACAUGGGGAGUCGAUAUGCAUAUGGAACAGGUGCAGCCAUUCUGGAAGAACGAUGAUCAAUGGCUCCACCGCAUCAUCUAUAUUUGUGCAAAAAUUGCAAACUUUCGAGUCUCCACGCAACAUCUACAAUCAUUGAAUGAUCCCUCUCAAAACACCCAGUUCAACGACGCAGUGCAGGAAUGGAACCAUUAUAAUGCUUGGUGUGAGCAGUGGGCCAAUUCCAUACCACGAUCUAUGAAGCCUCUUAGCAAUAUACAGCCAUGGCAUGCCGAAUCUAAGUCGCCAUUCCCGAAGAUCUGGCUCCUCAAGCGAUCGGCAAUUAUCUCUCAAUUCUUUUAUCACACGGCUUGCAUAGUUUUAGCCAGGGCUCAUCCCAUGGCAUCCUCACUCCAUAUCGAAAUGAAGAAAAUGCAGCAAGCCCACGCAUACGAGAUAUGCGGUCUUGCUACCAACCUCAAAGCCCGAGAUAUGCCAAAUAUAUCGAUUCAAUGCCUAGCAAUCGCUGCAGAGUCGCUAGAAGCUCGAGACUCGCAAGAAGAAGUCCUGGGCAUAUUGGAUAUGAUCACCAAGGAGACUCACUGGCGUUCUGAAUCAUUCAAAGACCGAUUGAAACGCCAUUGGAACUGGUCGCAUCCGCAGACUGUAGACCCUGCACAAAUGCAUAACAGCUUUUAUGAUCUGGACUCUGCAUUACCGAUUCACGGGGACUCUGAAUUCUCUAGGAUCACUAAUCCACUUUUGGAUUCGAGUGAUUUCUCAAUUGAGAAUCAUCCUUAUCAGGGUUAUUAUGUUGCUCCGCAUCAUCAAAUCCUGGACCAAUACAAUUACGGCUCUUAUCUUGUUUGA
Messenger RNA from Penicillium longicatenatum, 2016 nucleotides. RefSeq names its product Zn(II)2Cys6 transcription factor. The transcript is spliced from 3 exons. Gene Ontology annotation, cellular component: nucleus. The record is from RefSeq and is a predicted model, not a curated record. Gene Ontology annotation, biological process: positive regulation of transcription by RNA polymerase II. Bases 1 to 2016 code for a protein of 671 amino acids. Lineage: Eukaryota; Fungi; Ascomycota; Eurotiomycetes; Eurotiales; Aspergillaceae. Gene Ontology annotation, molecular function: transcription cis-regulatory region binding; DNA-binding transcription factor activity, RNA polymerase II-specific; zinc ion binding.